AUGACCGGCAACAGGAGGACAAGAUUGGGGGAAAUAGAUACGAAGAGGGAACCAAUCAUUCUGGACCUCAACUACGGUGAAGUUGUUCAAAUUCCCAGGAAUCUCAUCGGUACCGAGACCAUUCGCACUCGAGAAGGUCUCGACGAAAUAGGAACCGGUCUCCCUCCCGAGAAUUGGGGCAACGCCGAGACCAUCCACAUUCUCGAAAAAAUCAAUUUCUCCGAGCUGAUUCAAGAGUUCGGAGUCCGGUUUAUGAUGUGCAGUCGAGUACCUCAGCCAGUAGACAUGCUUCUCUCAAUGAAAAUGAGGGCGAAAGAGACCCUCUGUAGUUACGCCAGCCGGUAUUGGGAGCUAUACAACGAGAUAGGAGGGGAUAACAAAAGGGUCGCGGCAAGCACAUUUAGGAUAGGGUUGCCCGAGGAUUCUGGGCUACGAGAGUCGUUAACCAAGAAGCCGCCCAAAGGCAUGCGGCAGCUCAUGAGACGCAUCGAGGAAUACAAACGAUUAGAAGAUGACCAGCUGCAGAGCAAAGGCAAGGCGCCGAUGAUAAAUCGUCCCCGGCAGAUAGGUUUCCCCUUCAGACCUCGUGGGGGUCUGGCAAUUCAAGAGUCGGCCGCACAGAUGGGAGAAGUGAACGUGACAUUUAAGGAACUGGUACACAGGAUUCUUGACCGGAUCAAACACGAGCCGUAUUUUCGAUGGCCAAACAAGAUGGGAGCGGACCCAUCCCGAAGGAAUCAGAAUCUGUACUGCAUUUAUUACCGAGACAAGGGUCACACCACCGAAUGGUGCCGGGUAUUAAAGGAUCAUCUCAGGUAA
Quercus lobata is the source of this 819-nucleotide messenger RNA. RefSeq lists its product as uncharacterized. The coding region runs from base 1 to 819 and encodes 272 amino acids. NCBI's taxonomy places the organism in Eukaryota, Viridiplantae, Streptophyta, Magnoliopsida, Fagales, Fagaceae. The transcript has 2 exons. The record is from RefSeq and is a predicted model, not a curated record.